Drosophila ananassae is the source of this 7607-nucleotide messenger RNA. RefSeq names its product peripheral-type benzodiazepine receptor-associated protein 1 (gene Rbp). The coding region runs from base 415 to 5796 and encodes 1793 amino acids. Lineage: Eukaryota; Metazoa; Arthropoda; Insecta; Diptera; Drosophilidae. Gene Ontology annotation, biological process: neuromuscular synaptic transmission. The record is from RefSeq and is a predicted model, not a curated record. The transcript has 19 exons. Gene Ontology annotation, molecular function: protein binding.
AAAAAACUAAAAACUUUCAUUUGCUUCUGUUAAUUAACAGUUCUGUUAGUUAACAGUGGGGGCAACAACAGCGACUAGUACAUGUGGAAGCAGCAUAACAUUUUCAACCCCAAAUUGAGCGCCUGUGGAGAAAAUUGCCCGUUUUUCAGUGUCAUUUGGCAGAAAAAUCGAUUCCCUCGCACACACUGGGCCACUCUGGGCAGGUUGGGCAGAAAUCAGAGUACAAACCAGCCGAGCAGCGCGACCGAGAUGACCCACUUUUCGGUUUUCGCACUGGAACCCAACUGCUCUACCAAACUAAAUUAAAUGUGCAAAUCUAUACGGAGUUUUUUUUCUAUUAUUAGAUUGCGCUAUCAUUAGUCGCAUGUUUAAUCGCGGAAAUUAUGUACAACUCGUAGUCGUAGUGUAAACUCUAUGCAUUUAUGUGAAUUCCCCAGCGCAAACGUGGAAGAGGAAAACAGGCGACCUGAAAAAGCAGCGAGCAAGAAGCAGAAGCAGAAGCAGCAAAAAAGUCGUCAUAGGGGCAGCCACAGCAUGCCGUACGAGUCGAUGCACCAUCAUCAGUCGGCGGCCGCUGCCGUGGCCGCUGGCACCGCCCCCAACGGAAUGCUGGACUCCCUCAGCCUGCAGCUGCGCGAUGCAGAGAUGCGGCGCACGGAGAUCGAACGGGCGCAUCAGGAAACCCUGGCACAAAUACGCAAUUUGAGCGGUAGCGCACGUCCCGAUGCCGAGGCGGUUGAAAAUCUGCAAUCGAGAGCCCGGGAACUUGAAAAGAAGGUCGCUUUGGAAAAUGUGCGCUGCGAGGAGCUGCAAAUCGAACUGACUGCAGCUCUGAAGGCCAAGGCAGCUCGCUCGACGGUAUCCGGAAUGGGAUGUGGGGCGUCCGGAGCCGGCGCAACUAUUCCGACGUCAGCCAGCAGUUCCACCGUCACUUGGGCACCGACAAUCAGUCACCAGGACCAAGGCUCCGAGAUUGAUAUCAUAAUGGCAAAGAUUGAGCAGGAUAAUCGCGUCCUGGCCGAACUGGAGCAGCCUCGCACAUCGGCCAGCGCCAGCAUGUCAGCAUUGCCGCCCAGUUCCAUGUUGAGCACGGUAAAUAGCGAAUUUAGAACCAUAUCAAAGAGUGAACUCGAAGAAGAACUGAACCGUUAUAAAAGGGCCGUACUAGGCGGCUCCUCGGGCGGCGGCGGGGGGAUGUCCGCGAUGUCCUCCGGCUACUCGAGCCUGCCGCAUUCGCUGGCCUCCACGCUGCCCAAUGGCGGCGCCAGCACCAGCCUGAGCGGCACCAGCGUUGGCUCCCAGAGCGUGGCUGCCGCUGCUGCUGCCGCUGCCGCUGCCUCUGCCGCAUCGGGGGGCGGUGGCAUGGUCGGUGUCGUUGGGCCAUCAGGUGGCCUCACAUCCAUAUCGGCCCUGGUGCCCAAUCCAAUCAGCGGUAUACCCUCGAGCCUGAGCAGUCACGGCAUCCAGUCGAUGCAGUACGGGGCCGGGCAGACGUCCGUCGAAAAGCUGUUGAGCGGAACUAGUGGAAUCUCUGGCAUUCCACCUCUGCCGGUAAAUAUUCACACGAUGAAGGCUAUGCCGACGGCAUUAAGUCAGCGCGGAACAAUACAACUGUACAAUUUGCAGAGCACAACCAUGCCCCUCCUGUCACUCAACUCGCAUAACCUGCCGCCUGCCGGCACGAGCAGCUACUCGGCCCUGGGCCUGAGCGGCGGACCCGCUGGCGUCGGCGGCACCUCGCUGACACACCCCUCCAUGGCCAAUCUCGGUCUGCUGGACACCGGUACUCUCCUGGGAGCCACCGGCUUGGGCGGCCUGGGCGCCGGACCUGGUGCCGGGGGGAUUACGGGCGCCACUUCGCUGUACGGUCUUAGUGGCGGAGCAGCCGGUGCUAUCGGCUCCUCGUAUGGGCCACCCUUCCUGGACGUCGCUUCGAGCGCCUCGUACCCAUUCACCGCGGCCGCUCUGCGUCAGGCUUCCAAAAUGAAGAUGCUGGACGAGAUCGACAUCCCGCUGACGCGUUACAACCGCAGCUCGCCCUGCUCCCCCAUCCCGCCCAGCAACUGGGGCUUGGACGAGUUCACCGACGGUCUCAGCGUCUCCAUGAUGCACAAUCGCGGCGGCCUGGCGUUGGGUGCCCUCGAUCUGGACACCCGCAAUCAUGGCCUGAAUGGAGCCAGUGAGCCGCAGGUCGAUAUGCUGGAUAUUCCCGGCAAAGGCCGCUGCUGUGUGUUCAUCGCCCGCUUUCCCUACGAUCCACCAGAGGAGGCAGAGGGCGAGCUUUCCCUGUGCGCCGGAGACUACUUGUUGGUGUGGACUAGCGGGGAGCCCCAGGGCGGAUACUUGGAUGCGGAGCUGCUGGACGGACGACGUGGCCUGGUGCCCGCCUCCUUUGUACAGCGUUUAGUAGGCGACGACCUCCUGGAGUUCCACCAGGCGGUGCUGUCGACUCUGCGAGACGCCGAGGACGGGUCGAUGCAGUGCGACACCACUUCGCUGCCCUCCUUGCCGCCGCACAACCCAUUGCUCACACACACCCACGAGGACCUGGCACGUUUGAGUGAGACGCACACCGAUCUGGAGCACGACCAGGACGACAUCAGCGACAAUGUUCCAGCACCCAAGCACUUGACGCUGGAACGGCAGCUGAACAAGAGCGUGCUCAUUGGCUGGUCACCGCCGGAGCCAGUGGGCUACAACCUCAUCGACAGCUACCACGUCUACGUGGAUGGCGUGCUCAAGGUCACCGUGAAGGCCAAUGAACGCACACGCGCUCUUAUCGAGGGCGUAGACUCCACGCGGCCGCAUCGCAUCAGCGUGCGGAGCGUGACCCAGAACAGGCAGACAUCCAGGGACGCCGCCUGCACGAUGAUCAUCGGGCGGGACACCUCGCAUUUGGGCCCCUCGGCGGUGCGCGCCUCGCACAUAACGUGUUCCUCGGCGGUCAUCUCGUGGCUGCCGGCCAACUCCAACCACCAGCAUGUGGUGUGUGUGAACAAUGUGGAGGUGCGCACCGUCAAGCCGGGCAUGUACAGGCACACGAUCACGGGCUUGGCGCCAAGCACCCAGUACCGGGUGACCGUACGCGCCAAACACCUGCGGGCCGUUGGCCAGCAUGCGGGCAACGUGGCCCAGACGCCGGGCAGGCCCGGACAGGAGGAGGCACCCGGAGCCUAUGCCGAUUUCCGCACCCUCACCAAGGGUCUGCCCGAUCCGCCGCAGGAGAUACAACUUGAGGCCGGCCCGCAGGACGGUACCAUUCUGGUGACAUGGCAGCCGGUUAACAGGCCCACCUCGACUGGGCCUGUAACCGGCUAUGCUGUGUACGCCGAUGGUAAAAAGGUCACCGACAUCAACUCGCCGACCGGCGACCACGCCCUCAUCGACAUCGGGAAGCUGGGCGUCUUCAAUCCGCGUGCAGUCACUAUUCGGACCAAGUCCCGCGACUCCCAGUCGGCCGACAGUGCGCCCAUCUUGAUACCAAACACUGUGCGCAAUGCCGUGGCCCGCCGGGGACCAAACCAGAUGGGCAUGGGCCCGCAGCUGCCGCAGGGGCCGCACCAAAUGGGCGUGCAACAGCAGAUGGGCGUGAUGCCCGGCCAGCCCGGCCAGCCGGGACAGCCGGGGCAGCACAUGAUGGGCCAGCAAAUGGACCACGGGCAGUACGAUCCGAAUCAGAUGCAACAGCAGGGCAUGCAGCCGCAGCCCGGGCAGCCGGGUCAUCAGCCCGACGGAGGCUCCGGCUUGUUAGGUGGCCUGCUCGGUGGCCUCUUCUCGAAACCCACACAGAAUCAAGUGAACCAGAAUGGCUACCAGUCGGGGGCACCAGGCACCCAAAGGGGCAUGGUUCCGAUCCCGGGCAGGCCGCAGGGACCACAGCAGCAGCAACAGCCUCCCUACGGACCCCAGGGUCCCAUGGGCGGGGCCCGCUUCCGAGGACCAGUGCCCGGCCAGAUGAACAUGCAGGGUCAGCAGAUGCAGGGCCAGAUGCAGGGUCAGAUGCCGGGUCAGAUGCAAGGACAGAUGCCAGGACAGCUGCCGGGACAGAUGCCAGGUCAGAUGCCGGGACAGAUGCCGGGACAGAUGCCGGGUCAAAUGCAAGGCCAGAUGAUGGGUCCGCGCGGUCCACUCAACCAGCAGCAGCAACAGCAGAUGCAGCAGGGUCAGAUGAUGCCCGGCCAGCAGCCCGGACAACAGCCGGGCCAGCAACCCGGCCAGCAACAACAAAUGCCGGGCGCCCAGAAGAAGCCACGCUACUUCGUGGCCAUGUUCGACUACGAUCCCUCCACGAUGAGUCCCAAUCCCGAUGGCUGCGACGAAGAACUGCCAUUCCAAGAGGGUGAUACGAUCAAGGUCUUUGGUGAUAAGGACGCCGAUGGCUUCUACUGGGGAGAGCUGCGUGGCCGCCGAGGAUAUGUACCGCACAACAUGGUCUCCGAGGUGGAAGAUACCACCGCCCCCAUGACGGCCGGCGGCCAAAUAGCCGGUCCCAUGGGACAGGGUGUGGGCCAGGGAGUGGGCCAGGGCGUGGGCGGCACCGCCCAGGUGAUGCCCGGCCAGGGGGCACCGCAGCAGAGCAUGCGGAAUGUGAGCCGCGACCGCUGGGGCGACAUCUAUGCGAAUAUGCCCGUUAAGCGGAUGAUCGCUCUCUACGAUUACGAUCCCCAGGAGUUGAGUCCGAAUGUGGAUGCCGAGCAAGUGGAAUUGUGUUUCAAGACGGGCGAAAUCAUACUCGUUUACGGUGAUAUGGAUGAAGACGGUUUCUAUAUGGGCGAACUGGACGGUGUGCGGGGACUGGUGCCGUCAAACUUCCUGGCGGAUGCGCCCGAUCAGUACAACAACCAGAUGGGUCCGGGCGGAGUCGGGGCAGGCAGAGGCGGGCUGAGCCAGAGGGGCAGGGGCCAGGGUCCCGGUGCGAGGGGCCCGCCGCCGCCGCCGAGGGACAACAUGAUGCCCGGCAUGGGCGGGCAGCGCGGCCAACCGGGCAAAAAUGCUCGCCCUGCUUCCCCUACACUGUUAGACAACACGGGCCAUCCUGCCCCCGAUCACCAAACGCAGGGGAUGAUCGGUCGCGUUGGUAAUGUCGGCAUGCAGCAGCAACAGCAACAGAUGCAGCAGCAACUCCAACAGCAGCAGCCGUACGGUCAGCAACAGACACAAAUGGGACAGCAGCAGCAGCAACAACAGCAAAUGGGACAACCUGGAAUGAUGGGUCAGCCAAUGGGUCAACAGCAGAUGGGUCAACAGCCCAUGGGCCAGAUGGGUCAGAUGGGCCAAAUGGGCCAGAUGGGACAGAUGGGCCAAAUGGGUCAGAUGGGGCAGAUGGGUCAGCCGAUGGGACAAAUGGGGCAGCAGCAGCAACCGCCGGUGACGACGCAGGCGCAAACGGGUGGACUGUUCUCGGGAGCGACUAGCCUGCUCUCUGGUGCUACCUCGGCUGCCACCGGUGGUCUAUUUGGGUCGAAGCAACCGCCCAAAACGGAUCCAAUGCAACCACCCGGGGGUGUGCAGCCAGCGCAGCAACAAGCGAACGCCUUCGGUGCCCAACAGCCGGGAAUGCAGCCCGGGAUGCAGCCCGGAAUGCAGCCGGGAAUGCAACAGCCGGGAAUGCAACAGCCCGGUAUGCAACAGCAGCAGCAACAACAAGUGCCACCGCAAGCCCAGGCUCCGCCGCAGGGUCCGGGCGCCGGCCUGCUAGGCGGGUUAAAGGGUAUCGCGGCAGCGGCGCCCGGCGGCGAUGUCUUGUCGAAAGGGAAAGAUCUAUUCGGAAAAUUCGGGUUUGGCUUUGGCAAAUAACCCCGGUCAUUCCAUAGGGUCCUGUUAUAUUAUUCGUAGAUUAGACUUAUUAUUACUAUUAUGAUUAUGAUUAUUGCUAUUGAUUACGAUUACUAAGCUAAUAUAAAACAAAAAGAAAAACAAAAAAAAAAAAAAACAGAAAAAUGAAACAAAACCCAUACAGACGGAGGCGCAAAUCCAAUGCUAAAUGUAAACCAAUCCCCCAGUCCCUGGUGGUGGGCUGAUGUGAAGGCUGUUGUCGAUAUGAUACGGAACGAUAUGAUAUAGCGAAAUGAAACUGCAACUAAUAGAACUAAUGAUAAUAUUUUUUAUUAAUUAAAUUGAUAGAAAUAUUAUGAGUGACCGGCAACAGCCGUAGCAGCGGCCCGACAGCCGGGACCGAGACAGCCACAAAACCGAACAAAUUGUUGUAAAAUUAUUUAAAAAAUUGCCAGUUAAGGUAACUGAUAAAGAUUCAACCCACUAACGGAUAAAGCUCUAUAAAUCAAGCCAGGUUACUGACUAGAAACUCUUCGCCUACAGAUACAGAACACAUACUAGAUACAAGACACACAGAUAUAACAUAUGCAGAUGCAGAUACAGAUACAGAUACGAUACAUAUACAUGGUGAGAGAGGAGGAGAGGGAGGAGAUAUAUAUUAUAUACAUACAUUAUAUUUACAAUUAUUUGUUAACGCACAUUGUUAAAUUUGCUACUGUUGCUGACCAGUUUAUAAAUAUAAAAAAAAAUCAAAGGAAAAGAAUAAAGAUAAAGCAAACACAUAAGGUAAACUAAACCAAAUAUAAACAUACAUAUAUUAUAUGUAUAUAUUUAAAAUAUAUUGAAAACUAAAUUGAGAUACACUAAACAAAUUACAUUUAUAAAUCAAAAACAAAACAAAACAAAACAAAAACACAAAUGAAACGUUGAGCAAUGACGCAGAAAAAAUACACAUACAUUGAAGUAAAAAACCAAAAAAUAAAAAAUAAAUCGAUAUGAUACAUAUUUACAUAUAUACGCAUAUACUAAAUACGAUUUCGCAUUCAAGCCAACCUCCAAUCGGGCGCAAUCCUCUACUUCCAAGGUCCAGUUUAAGAUGAAGAUAUGUACUUUCCACUUUCCGCAGUGAUAUGCCAGAUAUAUGCCAGAGACAGAGAGUUAUACCAGAGCCGAAGCAGCCCCAACCGCAGACGUGAUCCUUCGACUUCGACUUCUAUUCUAUUCUAUUGCAUUCUAUUCUGUAACGUUCGAAUACCCGAAUUCUUUCAGUGUUUGAUGUCCAUAGAAGCAUAAUUGCGAUUAAUAUAUCAGUGUAACGUAAACAAAACCAAAGACCAAGAGAGAUCUACUCCUACACACAAAUAUGAGAUAUCCGAAAAGUCAUACACAAAUACAUAUAUAAAGUACUAAAGAUCCUAAAAGAUAAAAUAAAUUACAAAAAAAACCAUUAGCGUUAGACGCAGGAGACAUGUUCACUAAAUUCGGCUUGGAGUAACUUUUCAUACAAAUAUGUAUUUUCUUUAUCGUAAUCGAGCCGCCCCUUGCUACAUCUUCCUAUUGCAAAACUACUUUAACUCGAUCUUAUCCAAUUUAUCAAACAUACUCGGACACUUUCGAUCGUUAUUUUACUUGCUACCGAUAGUUGCGUUCCUCUGGGAGAACUUUUGCUUUAUCCUGUUCGAAAGAGUUACGAAAAAGAUAGCCAAUUAUUUCCUAACGUUUCAAAAUUGCUUUGACUCAGCUCCCAUUAAACACAAAAAAACAAAAAUACAAAAUAUUUAAUAAAAUUUAUAAGAAAAACAAAAAAAAAAAACAAACACCCUAACACAGCA